UAGUAGGUCGGUUGGUUUUUUCAGUCUGUUGUCUCUAUUCCAUGAUAAAUUACUCCAUCUACUUACGUAGAAGAUGCCGGGUUCUGUACAACUCGCAUUUAGCAAUUCAAUGUCACGGAUUGGGGAUUACCUUUCAUAGCGGGUAUCUUCGAUUCUUUUUUUUCAGUCUACAGCGAUCCUUCGUCUUUAUUAGUGAGACUUUAAUGUCGGAAUUAUAUAAUGAUAACGGAGUUCAAUGUCUCGACUCAAAGUGAAGUGAGAUAAUCGAUUUGGAAUAUUCAUUAGUGUGCUGUAGGUGAUUGUUAUGCGAAAAGUGUGCUAUGUUUAUGGAUAAGUGUGGAUUUACGCUGCUGCACAGUGGCUCUUAUUGCUCGUUGAGUUUGGCAAAGAAUUGAAUUUUUUGUGUGCUCUGUGAUAUCUGGUAUAAUUUUCAAAAACUGCUUGUGAAUGAAAAAGAAUUUCAAUGAAGCAUAUAAACUCAACAUGCAGAGGUGUCCUUACAUCCACGAGAUGAAGGAGCGCCUUUUAGGCGAACAAAUAUCCUUAGAUCCUGCUCCCAAAAUAGUACCAGCUCAGACCAACAACAAAAUGGAGCCAUCACCUGCACCAAUUCAACCAAUACAACAACAGACGGUAGCUACCAUAGUUAGGUUAAAUGCUGAUGGUUAUGGUUCUCCAACACACCACGUCGCAGAUAGGACACCUCUCAUGCAUAGAGAUAUUGUGGAAGACUUAUCAUGUCCUGAGGAUUCACAAUUUCCAAAGAAUGCUAAAACCUCCCUCUUCAUAAUCAUGAGUUUCGUUUACGCAAAACUUCUGAUCGUAAUCUGCAUAGCUUAUGUCAUUUCCGAUGUUGUUACCCACAAUAUUCCACUCUACUAUUACGAAGGAUUCUUCACUUAUCUCUAUGGAAUGAGUAUACUGUUUCUCCUAUACGUUUUCUGUUUCCUUCUCCAAGAGAGCUCUUGUUGUUCUGGUUCGGAGAAGAACGAACCACCGAAGAAAGUAACAAAAGACAAAACGAAGGAAAAAGAGAAAGAGAAAAAGAAAGAAGAGGAAAAAAAGAAAAAAGAAGAGAAGGAAAGGAAAGAAAAGGAGAAGAAAGAAAAAGCUAAAGAAAAAGACAAAGAUAAGAAACCUAAAAAGCAGGAGAAGAAGGAGAAAUAUCCACAAAAGAUGCGUGACCUGGUUCAACAGAGAAAUAUCUCUAAUAGUCCUGAGGGCACUUAUCGUCGCAACUCAGAAGGGGUAGUGGACUCAGGUCUGCCAGUCCCUGUGACCGAACUGAGUGUACAAAAUGACGUGCCUGUUGUCUCUCAGGAACAGACAGCACCUUCUUGUCAACCUCCUGUUCCUCCGCCACAGCCACAACUUCCAACAGCACCCUUGGCAGUAACUCCUGUACCACCAGCUUCUGUAGAUUUAGAGCUGGGCACAGUAGCGAAAUGUAAGAGGAAAAGGAAAACCACCCAGAAUGAUCAUAGCCAUGGCAGUUUCUUCUUGAGAAUAGGAGCGAUUGCUUUCGGGUUGGCGACCAUGAUAUACAACGGACUGGAAUUUGGAACAUUUUUCGAGAUUCCUUUCACUUCGCCAUGCUAUAUGAUUUUGAAGGGUGUUAAUCCUGUUCUUCAAAUGAUCUUCACCUUCAUGCAAAUGUACUUCAUCUUCAUGAAUUCGAGACUCAACAUACAUCGGUUCAAGGUGAUAGCACGUUUCGGUUUGAUGCAUGUUGUUGCAACCAAUAUAUGUGUUUGGAUUAGAACUCUCGUGCUAGAGUACAUCAAAGAAGUGACGUUGUAUCAUCGGAAAAUGUUCAAUUCCACCUUUCCAUCCAGUUAUUCUCCAAUAGCAGAGAGCAUACGCCUACAUACAAUGAGAAAUGCCAACUCUGUUCUUGGUACACACUUAGUUCAACCUGACAAAAUCAUUCCUACACUCUCCUCCAUAGCAACAUCUACUGGUAUCUCAACACCAACAGUGAAAACGUUUAUAUCGAAUAGUCUACGCACAGCUGCUACCACCUUGAGAAGUGUACCUACAACUAUACCAACUACAACAACAAGACGUUACAUAACAACAACUACCCAAGCUGUUCCAAGAACUGUUCAUAAAUUUUUUCAAACGUUUAUGCCAACUACUACAACUACAACAACGACAACUACGACCACUACUCCUUUGCCAAUGCCAAUGCUUACAAGAACUACGACUAAAGCAUGGAGAGCUAUGACAACGGCAGCUACUACACCUACAACUACGAUGCGCAAUGAUUUCAUCGACUUUAUGUCUUUAGAUCGCUUUGCCAAAGUGGCUGAAGAUAACACCAAAUCCUUGAAUUUUUCGGAGAGGUUGAGCGAUCUUUACCCUCAGGCUCUAGUGUCCUUGAACUCCACAAUGAACAUAACUGAUAAUACUUGUGGACGUUUGAACAUAAUGGGAACUAUUGUGAAUGAUUCUGCUCCAUAUCUAUUCCCAUUUAUCAUCGAAUACUCCCUUAUUGGAGCUGCUGUUAUUUAUGUCAUGUGGAAGCAUAUUGGACGAAAUCCCAAAUACGUUACUGAGGAAGAUUUAGAACACAGGCUGGAAAUAAUGUUGUCCCGUAGAGCUGCAGCUUUAGCCCACGCCCAACAGCAUGGUAGGGUCGACUGUGUUGGAGCUUCUAAAGGACUCUUCUUUGGGCUCCUUCUGCUCGUCGGCUCCCUUAUUUGUCUCAUACUCUUCUUUGUGCUGAUCCACCAGGAGAGAUUCAGUCUUCUAGCCAUUUACUUAGCAGAUGUAUCGCACUGUGCACUUAUGGCGCUCAGCAUAAUAGCGAUCAUUAUAGGUUUUAUAAGGAUGAGGUUGAAGGAAUCCGAACUCGAUUACAGGGUCCAGAAUCUGAAAUUCAAGACGGAAGAACAGACGGACCUCAAUGACAUACUUUUACGUGUAUCAGCCUUUGGACUCUUCCUGUAUGCAGUCUUUGGUAUAAUAGCUGGACAUCUCAAUGCUUUUACGAAAGAACCCAAUAUGUUAGUCAUGAUCACCGGAUGCUUGUCUGUAGUUCAAGUGGUAUUGCAGUUAUUAUUCAUCGCUGAUGUCUCAAGACGUAGAGUUCAUCUCCCAGAACAUGAUCGCUCUAAACCUGGAAGACAAGUCGUAACAUUCCUACUGAUAUGUAACGUGACGAUGUGGAUUAUCUAUACCUUCGAGAUACAAAAAGUGGAGGCUAAUCCUGUUCAGUUGGAAUUUUAUGGCUUCUUGGCCUGGGCUAUCGUACAACGUUUCACACUGCCCCUUUGUAUUUUCCAUCGUUUUCAUUCAGCCGUAACAUUGGCCGAGAUUUGGAAAACAAGCUAUAAAGCACGACUCGAAUGAAUUCACAACUAAUCCGUCGGAUCCUCACAAUUGUCAUUCGCCCAAAAUUCCAACAAAUAAUUUUAUUCUUUUCGAAUCAAAUAUAUCGAAAUAUGGUGAAUUUGAAACAUUUCAGAACAUUUCGGCAUAGUUAACAAGUAACAGAAAAAGUCGAAUAAUUUCUUGUAAAAUAUGUAAGUCUGAUAUUUUUGCUCAUGGCUUUAAAACUCGAAUAGAAAGAAUAGCGUUUAUUUAUUUUCGUUUCUAAUGAUUUCUUAUAUUUUAUAUUUAAAUAUCUUUUAUUUUUAUGUAAAUAUUUCCUACAUAACAUAUCGCAAUUUGUAUAUAAGUGGACAAUUUUCAACAGAAAAUGUUCAAAACCUGAGAUUUGCUUCACUGACAAAAUAAUUGUUGACAAAACGCACAGAACAAUGUUUAUGUGUUUUAAAUUGUAUCGCUGUAAAUGUAUGAUAGCAUGUUGUUUGUGUCUAAAUAUUUUCGUUACUUAUGAGAGCGGUUCUUUGAGAUUACUGGUGGAUUUCCUGUUUUUGAAGUCUUCCAUUGGGCAUUUCGAAACAAUAUGCAGAGACUCAAAAGAAUCAGAAUUGCCAUAGUUCUUCAUUUACGACAGUUUUGUAUCCAUAUUUUAAUGAACAUAAAAAACAAACGAGAACAAAGCUAGUCAUCGAUUGAUUUUUUACAAUCAGCUAUGAAUUAAUGAUUUUAUUUAUUGUAGCUACUACUUUCUUUCAUUUAAAAUGAAUCUAUUUAAAACCCGUCGAAUAUUGAAUUUUGAAUGAUUCAAUAAUUUGAAUAAUUAUUUGCUCAUAAAUUGAAAUGAAAAUUGCUUUCAUUGUUGGUACAAAGAGAACCAGUGAUUUCAACGAACAGAAAUUUUAAAACAAAUUUUUCCACUUUUUGUAUGAUAUUCUUAGUUGAGCGCUACGAAAAAUGAUAAUGAAAUUGUAGAAUACGAAACUGUAGUUGUGUAAAUGUAAAUAACAUUAUUAAUACAGAGUAAUAUAUUAUAUCUAUAUAGUUGAGAGUAAUUUGAAUUGAAUGUGAUCUUGAAUAUUAUUACUAUUGUUACCUAACAUUUGAAUUCCAUAAAAAAAAAUAAAUGGUAAAUUUCAAACCAAUUAGGUUAUAUUAUGGAACUGAUUCAUUUUGUGUAUUCAUACUAUGUAAAAGGAGCAAUUUUAUGCAACCUACACAUAGCUGCUUCUGUGGACCAUCUAAAACAAAAAAAUGAGACUCAUAUGGAAGAUUGACCUUUAACAAUUUUUCUUGACAGAAUAUUAUAUACUUGCACAUUGACAAAACUAAUACCCAUAUAGUUUGAUAUAACUUUGAAAAAAAUAGUUAUAUUCUUUAUGAUACAUUUUACAAUUCCAAAGAGGAACAAGGAUGUCAUUUUUAAUAAUAAUCAUUCGAAUCACAGAUUUUUGUCGAAAAACUUACAUAUAUAAAUAAAUGGAAUUUCAACAUAAGUUUUCAUUCAUAAUAACAAUAUGAUAAUGUUUAUAUUAUUCAUCUUGAAGUUGAAAAGUAAGAAAUAUUAAUUCGAUAAAUGUUUAUAAGGUUGAUAAGAUGUAAAUCGAAAAUAAUAGUGUUGGAUGUUGUAGUUGAAGAUGUAUACCUACCUAUAUAAUUCUACAGGGUUUCCCAUCAACAAUUUCGCUCAAUUUUCUACAAAUUUGGCGAUUGUAAUCCCAUAAUGUUUUUCUGAUGGGGGUGGAAUAUCCUGUACACUGACAUGAAUAAUUAAUGAAUUAAUUGAUGGAUUUUACGAAGUUGAUGUCUUUGAAAUAAUGCGAGCAGCUCAAAGUUGAAGAACCCAAAAAUAUUUAUGCAUUUAUGAAUUAGAUAUCUGAAUGAUUUUCCACUUAUAGAAAUUCCAAAUUAUAAAGGGUGUCCCAGGUUCGUCACGUUAUAGACGUUUCUGAGCCUAUUUGAUUUCUGAAAAUGGGGAUUAUGAUAUUAUUCGAUAUUUUCUAUGUUCAAAUAGUUUUGCCACCAAAGUACUUCCGGAAUAACAGGGAAUGCAAAAAAAAAUUAUUUAUUUUUCUUUGAAUGAUUAGAUAUUCAAUUCUUUCUGUUUCAACUGUUACACUGUUGCAAAUAAAUUUCCAAUUAUCAAUAAAAUAGUUUGAAAAUUGAAGAAUUCGUAGUCCGUAUCUUCCAAUUCAAUAACUCCUGAGUUAAUUGAGAUCUUCUUGAUUAAAGUUGUGUGUGAAGUAAUUUUCUUCUACCCAUCUUGUAACCUUUUCAUCAAUUCUAAGAUAUUUUUAUGAAAUAGAUUUUAUGAUUUUGACUCCACUUACAAAAUAAAUCAAGAAAAUCUCUUGAAUUGAAUAAAUUCAAAGUUGCACGAUAUUUCUACAUUCCCAUUCUUUGAGAUUGUGAAAAUACUUAUUGAGAGUUCAAUGAACAAAAUAAGGACUACUCGCAUAUCCAUUGUUUUAUUGAUAUUACCUAUUUGGAAUAAUGCAACAGGUGGAACAGAAAGUCGUUCAGAAUUGAAAACCUAAUCUAGAAGAAAAAUAGGGAAAAUCAUCUCAAAUGGAAAGUACUUAGGUUGCAAAAAUAAUUUUGCUUAGUAGAGAAUAAUAUUGUAAUCUCAAUUAUCAUAUUCCUUAUAGGCCCUUGAAAUUGGAACACCUUGUAAAGAAUCAAGAAGGCUUUGAGACUUUGGGACGCCUAUUGAAAAUUUGCACGUUUUCUGAAUUUUUUGAAAUUGAAUGGACAUUUUUCUGGAGUGUCAUAAUCUAUAAUAAUAAUGACUAUGUUUAGUUUCAUCUUGACAAAUGAUUACAAGCAAUUUGCAUAAUUCGAGUUACAAUUAUUAUUGGGUAUAUUAUUGGAUGAAAUUAAACCAAUUGAGUGUUCAGGCUUUAGUGGAAUCUCAUUAGAGUUGUUACAAAAGUGAGAUAACUUUUAGCAGAUUCCAGCCAAGAUUCGAAUCUGUAAAUACACUAUUUUUCCUAUUCUCUAUAAAUUCUGAAUUUUCAUGACCAAGACUAUUAACUUAAAUUGCCACUGAUGAGGAGGAUAACAUCAAUCUCGAAUAAACAAAAAAUAAUUUCCUUCGAAGUUUAAGACAUCUCAGGCUGGCAGACUAUUUUUUGUGUGAUUUGGUGAGCAUUUCUGUGUUCUUCGAACUCUGAAAAUUGCCGAAUGAGAAUAAUGAGCUUGCUAAGAUAUAUUCGUAUAUAUUGAAAUUUCGAAAAUGUAUAAUACUUCCAUGUGAAGUUUAGGGUAGUUAAGUGUUUGUCUCAAAAAAUCAGGUAUCGCUCAAUUUGUCGAGCUGAGCCUCGGAAAAACCGUGUCGUAUGAUUCUUCCCAGCACUGCCGUACAUCUGAAUGUAAUUAGUGUACUUAACAUUUCAUUGACAUGGUUAAAGUUUUGCUUUCAGCAGCAGUUGAAUUUUCCAUUUCACUCAUGAAAAUUUUCUUAUUGUACCAUUUGAGUUCAAUUAAAGAAUUGAAACUUA
Harmonia axyridis is the source of this 6827-nucleotide messenger RNA. RefSeq names its product proton channel OtopLc. Gene Ontology annotation, molecular function: proton channel activity. NCBI's taxonomy places the organism in Eukaryota, Metazoa, Arthropoda, Insecta, Coleoptera, Coccinellidae. The transcript has 14 exons. The record is from RefSeq and is a predicted model, not a curated record. Gene Ontology annotation, biological process: proton transmembrane transport. The coding region runs from base 448 to 3354 and encodes 968 amino acids. Gene Ontology annotation, cellular component: membrane.